Staurois parvus is the source of this 400-nucleotide messenger RNA. The record is from the annotation of a GenBank genome assembly. Lineage: Eukaryota; Metazoa; Chordata; Amphibia; Anura; Ranidae.
GCGAUCGGCAGUGCGCUGUGUCCCUCAGACACAGCGGAUCACCGAAAGAGCCGAAGAUGUUGGCUCGGUCAUGUGAUCAGCUGUGUCCAAUCACAGCUGAUCACAUGGGACAUGUACACGGAUCAUCAGGGCACUGAUGAUCAGUGUGCCCUGAUCAGUGUAGCCCCAGCAGCGCCACCUGUCAGUGUCCAUCAGUGCCUCGUGCCAGUGCCCAAUCAAUGCCACAUAUCAGUGCCUACCAGUGCCCAUCAAUGCCACAUAUCAGUGCCCAUCUGAACUGCCUUUCAGUGCCACCUAUCAAUGCCAAUCAGUGCCACCUAUCAGUGCCGCCUAACAGUGCCAGUCCAGUGCCGCCUAACAGUGCCAUGUAUCAGUGCUGCCUUUCAGUGCCCAUCAGUGA